AACCCGGACUUUAAGAAGUUCGGUUCGAACAAAAAGACCGGCCGGAGGGCCUUUUGUGCUCUCUAUUUGGUUGCCACCCGGUGAAAAUGAUAGGCUUACCUCGACUCCGUCCGCUCUUUUCUCCGUCCAUCUCCGCCGCUGCCCUCCGACUAAUCCACACCGCUCUUCCACCUGAACCCGAAAUCAUCGCCUCCAUAUGCGGGUCCCUUAGAAAAGGCUCAAACUUUCCCACUCCAACUAAACAAUUUACCAAUCUCAACCUCAAUAAAAACACCCAAAUCAUCCCAAAAAUAUUACUCCAACUUAAACAACCCCAUGAUGCCCAUUGUGCUCUCAAGUUCUUCCACUGGGCUGCUCUUAAUUUUGAAAUUCAGCACAGCCCGUUUGAUUAUUGUGUCACAAUUCACAUUUUAGCCCAUGCCAAGCUUGUUAAAGAUGCUCAAGCAUUGCUUGAAUCGGUGAUUGUGAAAACUAGUUCAGGUAUUAUGGUUCUUGAUUUGUUGUUUGAUAGCUAUGAGAUUUGUGAAUCAACCCCUUUUGUUUUCGAUUUGUUUGUACAAAGUUGUGCUAAGUUGAAAAUGAUUGAUGAUGCUGUUAGUGCUUGCGAGUUGUUGGAUAAAAAGGGGUUUAAUUUGAGUGUGAUUAGUUAUAAUACUUUGAUUAAUGUGGUGUUGAAAUCGGAUAGUGCAGGGUUGGUUUGGAAGGUUUAUGAGGGUAUGAUGGAAAGGAGGAUUUGUCCGAAUGAAUUCACGAUGAAAGUUAUGGUUAGUGGUUUGUGUAAAGAAGGGAGGUUAGGAAGGUUUGUGGAUGUUGUGAAGAGGAUUCAUGGGAAGAAAUGUUCAGCUGUAGUGGUUGUUAAUGCCUGUCUGAUUUACGGGAUGAUUGAUGAGGGGAGGAUUGAAGAAGGGUUGGGUAUUUUGAAGUGGUUGUUGCAGAAGAAUAUGAUUCUUGAUACCGUUGCAUAUAGUUUAAUUGUUUUAGCUAGAGUUAAGAGUGGGGAUUUGGCGUCAGCUUUGAGGGUUUAUGGAGAGAUGACUAGAAGGGGUUUUAGUGCAAAUCCAUUUGUGCAUACUUUGUUUAUAGGGGCGUACUGUGACGAGGGAAAGGUUGAGGAAGCGAUUGAGUUGUUCUGUGAAAUGGAAAAUGUGGGGCUGAAACCGUAUGAUGAGACGUUUAAUCAUCUUAUUUUGGGUUGUUCUCGAGCUGGUCGAUUAGAAGAUAGCUUGAAAUUUUGUGAAAGUAUGAUAGAUGCUGGUUUGGUUUCCAGUUGUGCAGCUUUUAAUGAGUUGGUUCAUCAGAUGUCUGAUAAUGGGUUCACUAAGCGGGCUGAUGAAAUGCUAACUUCUCUGUUGGAAAAGGGAUUCUUACCGAAUGAGCUCACAUACACUCAUCUCAUUGCAGGCUAUCAAAAAGAAGGGAACCUUGAAGGAGUACUCAAGCUUUAUUACGAAAUGGAAUACAAGUCAUUACCUCCAAGUACUUCGGUGUUUGCUUCCAUAAUUGCAGCACUUUGCCAUUGUGGAGAUUUGAAAGAAGCAGAGAAAUAUUUCAAGGCAAUGAAAGAUAAAUCAUUAGAUCCAUGUUCAUACACAUAUGAGAAUUUAAUAAAUGCACAUAUUGAGAAGGGAUCCAAAGUAAGAGGUGACCAACUAUAUCAUGAAAUGCUUGAUAGUGGACAUACAGCUAGUAUUGAAACUCAUUUACGUGAUGUAGCAAAAAGUUAGAGGUUUGAUGAUCAAUGUUAGCAUAAAGCAAAUGGGCAUUGAUGAUGGAUGAAUACAGCAGGUGGUUUACUUAUUUGCUGAGAAUUUAUAAUCACUUGCUUCCAAGGAUUCGGAUCCAGAUUGACCCUGUUAUCUUGGAGUUAUGAGCCCAAGACCGGUGAGGCCUCUACCGUUCCAGUUAACAUGAAAAAAGCAUCGCCUGGGAUGUCAAGACUUCAGAGGCUUUACUUUCUUUUAAAUAUUUAAUCAACGUGGCUUCUUUCAGAUUGACUUGUGAAGUUCUGAUGCCAAUAACAUUUAACUAAUCACGCAGGCAGUCUAGGUAAUUCAGAAAAUAAAGUUUUUCACAAGCGAUCUUCAAGUUUGAUGUUGAAGUAGAAAAAUCGCGAGAAUUGAACAAGGAUCAUGGUCAAGAGCGACUGCAUUUGGGAUUUUUUUUUUUAAAUCGGCACUUGCUUUACACUCCCCAGUAAGUAGAGUUAGAUAUUAAUUUAAUUAUGCGUCCAAAGCACUUUAAAGUGUGGAUUUUUUUUACUUUCUACAGUAUGUAUUAAAAAAAUAAUAAGAACGUGGUAUUGUGGUAGAUAUUAUCUAUUUUUGGAAAUUAUAUGGACAUGGUUUGAACCCCA
This is a messenger RNA of Daucus carota subsp. sativus, 2353 nucleotides long. Its product is annotated as pentatricopeptide repeat-containing protein At1g66345, mitochondrial. Bases 87 to 1724 code for a protein of 545 amino acids. NCBI's taxonomy places the organism in Eukaryota, Viridiplantae, Streptophyta, Magnoliopsida, Apiales, Apiaceae. The transcript has 2 exons. The record is from RefSeq and is a predicted model, not a curated record. Gene Ontology annotation, molecular function: protein binding.